UCCCCCCUCUCUCUCUCUCUCUCUCUUCAAUCCAAACCAAAUCGAAGGAGAGAGAAAAAAAUACAGUCACAAAAUAUGUCAGUAACAACUUCAAUCCCUAGCAUCAGAUUCUCCCCUUCAUCUUCUUCUUCAUCAUCAUCUUCUUCCCAAUCCUCAUCCACUCUCAGAUUCUCCGUUCCCAAAUCCCUAAUUUUCACCAUCCGUAGUUCUCAAACAGACGGACCUAUUCGAAGACCGGUCGCUCCAUCUCCACUUAAACCUCCAACGCCUCCAUCGCUCACUCCUCCGACGCCUCCAUCGCUCACUCCUCCGACGCCUCCGUCAUCGCCAUCGCCUGCUGUUGCGGCGGCGGUGGUUACAGAGGGAGGUAAGAAUGUGAUUACUUUGGAAUUUCAGAGACAGAAAGCGAAGGAGAUUCAAGAGUAUUUUAAACAGAAGAAAAUUGAAGAAGCUAAUCAGGGACCUUUCUUUGGAUUCAUUGGCAAGAAUGAGAUUAGUAACGGCAGAUGGGCGAUGUUUGGAUUUGCUGUGGGAUUGCUAACAGAAUAUGCCACAGGGUCGGACUUUGUUGAACAAGUAAAGCUUAUUGUCUCCAAUUUGGGUAUUGUAGACCUUGAAUGAAUUUUUACUUUGUACUGCCAUAAAUACUUGAAUAUAUGUUGUAAUUGUUUCAGUCAAAUUCUCAGCACAUAUAACAGCCUUAUUUUUCUUUCUUUGUAUAAUUUGUUUCAUCUUUAAAUUGUUUCAACCUUCUUCUUUACUGGGCUGGCUUAUAUAUACAUACUGAACAAUGAUCUUGUUCCUCAAGAAUAUAUAUUCUUCAUGUA
Molecule: messenger RNA, 827 nt
Organism: Impatiens glandulifera
Lineage: Eukaryota; Viridiplantae; Streptophyta; Magnoliopsida; Ericales; Balsaminaceae
Product: light-harvesting complex-like protein OHP2, chloroplastic
Exons: 2
Coding region: 76-621 (181 amino acids)
Cellular component (GO): chloroplast thylakoid membrane
Source: RefSeq, a predicted model, not a curated record